Messenger RNA from Homalodisca vitripennis (glassy-winged sharpshooter), 5087 nucleotides. RefSeq lists its product as uncharacterized. The coding region runs from base 458 to 1537 and encodes 359 amino acids. The record is from RefSeq and is a predicted model, not a curated record. The transcript is spliced from 9 exons. Lineage: Eukaryota; Metazoa; Arthropoda; Insecta; Hemiptera; Cicadellidae.
CACUACUGACAGUCAGUGACAGCGUGAGAACGUAGUUAUUGUGAAAUGAAAGUAUUCUCUUCAGUACAGUGAAUUUUGUCUGCAAUCUGCAUCAGUAGUACUCUCAUUAAAUCUUCAUUUAUCUGUUUCAUAAAGAAAUACAGAUAAUAACAGAGAGUUGAAAGCUUGUGGAGGACUGUGAAACGAAGUUAAAAAAGUGGCACAUCAGCCGACCUGCUUACAGAUUAUCUCUUUUGAGAUGGUCUGGUAUGCGGUUGAAGCAUGCUGCUCCCUUGUAUGAGGGUGUCUUACAAAACGGCUGAGGUGCACCCCAAAUACAAUUGUAUAUGACAAAUACAGAUAUAGACAGCCAAAAUAUGCUGUGAGGAGGACAUUCUCAUCAAGAAACUGUGCAAGCCUCUUAAUAACAAAUAUACUGCUGUUUAACUUACCAGAAAGUCAUCAUUAGAUUUUGAUAAUGGAAGACUUUUUGAAAACGCUUGAUAAAGGAAUUAUAUUUGGACACGUCAAGGGGAGUGAUUUCCAGACUCUUGAGACUGAGAGACUAAAGCAAGAGGAAAAACUCAAAGAAGAAUUUAAAAAAAUAGAAAAAUUAAGGAAAGUAGAAUUGGAAGAAAAGGAGUUACAAGAACUUGAAGAUCACUUGUUGGCUUUAGAAGAACAGAAGUUUGACCUUGAAUUCAAACGCAAUCAUUGCCUAAUACAGAAUACCUCGCAUAAGUCUGUCGGCCGAGGAGGUAUGAUGAGACAGCUGAUAAAAGAAAAGGAAUUGAUUGGCAAUACGAUAAAAGGACGUGGUCGUUACUCUAAAAGUCAAUGCCAACAGAUGGCUCAGAAUCCAAUAUUCAAGAAAGAAGAAAUGGUCAGAAACUUCAUCCGUCAGGGACCUUUUAGAGGAGAGGCCUUGCAGAGUAACAACUACCAGAUGCAGGUCUGGCAGGAAAAGCCUUUCACACAAGUUUCUUCCUCUUCGUCCACAGAUUCUUCUGAGCAGUUUGAAGAUGCCCAGAACAGCUUAAGUUCAGCAACAGAUUCUUCUGAGCAGUUUGAAGUUGCACAGAAAAGCUCAAGUUCUCCACAACCCCUUAAGGACCCACAAAGUGCAAGUAGUAGUGUGGAAAGCUUCAAAUCUGCCAACCCUCUGAAGUCUUCAACUACUCCACCACUUUACACAUUCAAGGAGAUAUGUCCCCCCUUGGAAAAAACAUUCCCAGACCUACUGUGCAAAGAUGACUUCCCACCACUGCCUGUAUCCAGCAAUCAAAGGAAGCCUAGAAAAACACGCAUUGCUGCGAAAUUUUCUAAUAUGUAUUUAAAUGAGGAGGUUCAAAGUCCAACUGAGGACAGAUUGUCAAUAUUGACCUCCUCUGCUCCCCGACUGAUUCCCACCGUGCUUCCCGAGUCCAAAUUUGUCUCCAUCAAUGAUCUCCGCCCUUCUCAGCGCAUUAUCAGUUCCAACCUCCUCAAACCCAGUGACAUUCAGAAAAGUUCCCAAUUUGGUACCAACUUGAAUGAAAAUAAUCUUCCUGUCUUAUAACAUAAUUUUAUACUUCACUGGUCUUUUCAGCUAUAUGACAUAUACUGCGUUAUGAAAUACUGUAUGAUUCAUCACUUCAGUAUUGAUACGUUUUAGGUAUAUGUAAAAUUAUUUUAUUCAGUUAAUGUUAUAUUUUUUUUAUAUAAAAUGACAACUGCAGCCUGAUUUGUAGAUGGAUAAAAAUUAUACCCUAAAAUGACUGUUUUUUCUCAAGAAUUAAAGAAACUACAUUUACCAUCUAUGUAAUUUUAAAAAGUAAUGAAUUUUAAAAGUGUGUUUUUAAUGUUCUUUUUAGAUUACAUUGUUUAGGUACAAAUUUACUUCUGGGUUUCAUUUUGGCUUUUGAGUUUUGGUCAACUGAGUGUAUUUCUAUAUUCAUUCACGUGAUCAGAAUAUGUUUUCUCUUGACUUAUGCUUUCUUUAUAAUUUACAUUAGUGUUUCAGUUACUCUUACACAUUAUUAAACUUAAUAAGUGCUAAACUUUUGACUUUUUACAAAAAUGUAAAUAAGCUUUGUAUUUUAUUGUGAUAUUACAGAAUUGUAUUAUUUAUCUACUUAAAAUGUAAUAGAUAUAUCUGAAAAUGUGAAACAUGUCAAAGAUGUAUUUUUGUAUAAUGUGUAUACUUAACCAAUAUUCUGUUUUUAUAAAAUAUUUCAAUAUGAAAACAUAGCACUAACAUAUCUUGAAAAGUUUCCAAACGUAAGAAUAAACCGCUCACUUAACAUUAGCGAGUAAUGACAAAUAUUUACUUUAUAACCUUGUAAUCAAACUGUGAUUUUACAAGGUCUGAUUUAUAUGGAAGUAAUUUAAUAAUGAUACUGGUCAUUUAUUGUGAUUUAGUAAUUGUAUGAUAUUUUAGAUUAAUAUUGCAAUGAAAUUAUUAUAAUAUUUCAGAGUUUUAAGUUAAGAGUAUUUGAUUUAAGGCUUAAUAAAAUAUCUAUGCUUAUUAUCGAAACAUGUCUUUGUAGAGGUUAGUAACAGUGAGAGUUGAGAUUACGCACAAUAGUUAUGGUUACCAUAUAAAUCAUAAUAUUAAAACAGUCUUAUAAAUCCAAUUUUAAGAUGUGUCGAAUACCAUUCAAAUUUUAUAGAAUUUGUUGUUUCUUUCCAUUUUAGACCACUCUAAAAUUGAAUUAGUAUGAAACCCAAUUACUGUUCAUUAUGUAUAUGGAACCUUUUGUUCAAACUACAGUUAAAAUUGGUUAAUUGAAUUGAAUCCUGUUUUCUAUAUUUUUAUCACACAGCACAUGGAUAAUGAAAGAAAACCAAAUAUGUGGGAUUAUGUUCUUUCUUUGGCUCGUAGGCAAUUUUAAAAUUUUAUGUGACUUUAAUAUGGUGGUGGCUGAUCAGUAAUGCUUUCAAAGUUAUCUCUCUAGUAAAUAUUAGGUUAACUUAUAAGACAGACUUGUGUUAAAGAUACAAAGAUCAAUUAAAAGUGUGUUAUAUAUCAAUAUGAUCUGUUAUUUUGGUCUGGUGUUCACGUACAAGAUGACUGAGACUAGUUUUCCAUCGCAGUUGAAACAAAGAGGUAAUUGUGUUUCUUGUCACAGAUUGAUCCCAAGAUUGUUUCCCGAUUGAAAUUCAUCAGUGAUUGAUACAUUUUUUUAGGAAAAAAUCAUGAAACACAAACAUGCAGGGUCACCACUUCCAUGAAAGUUUAAAAAUUGGGCGAAGACCAGAAAGCUUAAACUGACUUUUUUUGAAUUCACAAGGUGUGAUUAUGGCUGAAUACUUACCAUGUGGUUAAACCGUCAAUCCUAAUGCUUACUGUGAGACACUGGGGAAGCUAAAAUCUAGGAUUACACGAAUUUGAACCAGAGUGCUCAAAAUUCUUAUUGCAUCACAAUAAUCCACAACACCAUUGCGCCUUCAAACAUGUGGAAAGAUUGAGCGCUUGGCAACGAACCCCUCUCACUCACCGUAUCCAGAUUUAGAAUCCAUGUGACUUCUGGUUCAUCCUACAAUUAAAAAGAAACAUAAAGUGAAUUUGAUAUUAUUCUGAUGAUGAUGAAAUUAUUAAAAUCACGAGUAAAAAACUGGCUCAAAGGUAAAAAUGUAGAAUUUUUCUCAAUGGAAUGCCAAAAAUGAUUCAUUGCUGGUGUAAAUAGAACUGAAUGGUGAUUAUAUAGAAAAAUAAGUGUAGAUCUUUGAUAUGCUGUCAAGCUUAAUUUUGCAGAUUAGUUUUUUUUAUUGUGUCCAUCCUAACCGACUUUAGGACUUUGAAAGCAUAACUUAUCAGCCGCCUCUUGUAUUAUUUAUUACAUAUGUUAGCUAAAUGAUACUCAAAUUUGUGACAAUGUGUAUUUUAUUCUUUAAAUUUUAAAUUCCAUAUGGUGGUACAAUUUGGAAAUUUUCUUCUUAAAUCAGUCUGAAUGCCUAAGCAUAUAUUUUGGAAUACUUAAUAAAGAGUUUAAAAAAAUUCCUAUGUGCAAUAAAAAUUCAAGUAAUGAAACUGUUUAAUUUUUUAUAGUUAGCUACUUGAAAUCUUAUCAGUAUAUUUUACUACUACAUGGAUCAAAUAGCACUAGUUGCCUAAUUAUUAGAUUAUAUUUACAUUUUAUACACAGGGAUAACAAACAAGAGAGAUGGUAUUUUAUAAAUAUUCUGCUUUUGGAAGGAAGAGUGGUGAAUCUUGGAAUAGAAGUUAGCUGUGCACUUCAGGCCCCAGAUUUUUAUUUCCAUAUUAUUAUUUUUCUCUGUGAUUGCACAGAUUAUAAUGUUGCAAAAAGAGUAGAAUCAUUGCAAUAAAUACAUAAACAACACAUGUCAUGCAGGCUAGGACUCGUUACAGAUAUAGUGCAUGUAUAUUCUGAAAAUCGCAGCAAGAAUUACUGAUUUUCUGUAUCUAUGGGUAAUGCUAAUUGCUGGUUUUACGGCUUGCUUAUUUUGUUGAAUUGAUAGUUUUUAGGUUUUCUAUGGUAUUUUGUAUACAUUGGGUUGUUAUGAAAGGAAAGGGAAUUAUUAGUUUUGUAGUGAAGGCCUUGCUAAGUUCUUGCAUCUCAUCUUAAGAAAGCUGCUGGUCAUCACUAAAUGCACUUGUUUUUGCUGCAUGAUAAUAGAGUUACGGCUUACAAAAUUAUAUUGGAGAAGUUAUCCAUGACAUUAUUACUUUUUGGUAUGUAAUCUAACAUUUUCAUAAAAAAUAACUGCCUUCUUGGUGACUGUGAAAUAUUUCCGACGCGUAUAAAUAUAUAAUAUGUUGAAAGUAAAUGUGUGAUUGGACUUUUCAUUACACAUUCAACUUGUAAUCAAAAUUAUUUAGUGUAGAGUAUACGUCAGGACUAUACUUUACACAUUUAUGUGAGUGCCACUAGGUAGCCACCAUUAUUUAUGACAAGUGGAAACCAUACAAUUGCAAAAACUUCAAUUUAAUGUGGUCAGAAUAUCGUUCUUUAUUUUUUUUUCUGUCCUUUUUAAAAGUUUAAUUUGUAUCUUUUUGUCUGAAUAUUCAAUAUAUUUUGUUGGUUGUAGACAUAAAUGUACAAGGGUCAUCAGGAAAGUAAAGUCCGAUUUCUUAUAAAAAAUAAAUAUCAACAAAUUUUUUUAAA